Messenger RNA from Loa loa (African eye worm), 623 nucleotides. RefSeq lists its product as hypothetical. Bases 441 to 623 code for a protein of 60 amino acids. The record is from RefSeq and is a predicted model, not a curated record. NCBI's taxonomy places the organism in Eukaryota, Metazoa, Nematoda, Chromadorea, Rhabditida, Onchocercidae. The transcript is spliced from 2 exons.
CCGCCAUUAGUGGAAUCUUUGGGACGAAGGGUACAUAAAACAAUAUCCAGUGACAUAAAUGACAUGAGAACAACGUGGUCCACUUCCAUGCUAGCAAGUCUGGAUAGCAAAGGAAAAGAAAUGGGAUAGAAGUCAAUAACUCAAUCCAUGAACAGUUCAAGAACGGCCUUUCACAACACUGGUUAAAAUCCAACUGUUUAAACCUCUCACAAAAAAAAAGACCUAGUAGUACACAGUGUUGUAAGUCAAUGUGGCCCUCAAACUAUUGCAGGCUGCACUGGAUAAUGCACGAAGUCAUAUAUUUCACAUCAUCAUUGAGGCCCAUGGAUUUUGCUUCGGUAUCUUAAUGCAACUGAUAUGGUUUCAAGCCAGACAAAUCCCAAUGUACACCUCGGACUCUCGCCAUAAAAUAUUCGCACAAAUCCCCGACAAUUUUAGACAUGAUAAAUCGUGUCAUGACAUUUCCUGCUAGCCAAACGGGUCCAGCUAAUACACCAACUGACCUAAACCAUUCAAAACCACACCCUCCAAAAGGCGCAUUAAAUGAUAAUUUGAGGGAUCCGCUACACCAAAAUGAUUACCAGUCAAUGGAAUAUUUUCAUCUGCAAUCACCAAAAAGGUGA